CUAGUUAUGUUAAUUACAACUAUACCCUUUGUCCUUCUCCCGCGGCUUCAGUUCUUCGCGCCAUUCUGUACGAAAAUCUGCACAAUUGCCCUAAUCUCUCUCACUCUUCGAUAAGCGGGUAUCGGCGACAAGUUCUUAAUCCCUCUCUCUGCAUUUGUUAACUGGUAAUCUUCUGCUAAUUUCAUUUUAUAUGACCUCAACCUAUUGCACCGCGUCCUGGAUUAAGAUGGAUUCUUCGAGGGAGGAUUGCUCCUCCGACACUCUUCGGUUUAUGGAACUUGCAAUUCAGCAGGCCAAGCUUGCCCUGAACAGCCUAGAAGUGCCUGUAGGCUGUGUGAUUGUUGAAGAUGGGAUGGUUAUUGCCACUGGAAGAAACCGCACUACUGAGACUCGAAAUGCUACCAGACACGCAGAGAUGGAAGCUACUGACAUUCUGAUUGAGGCAUGGCAGAGGGAUGGACUUUCAACCUCAGAAGUUGCUGAAAAAUGCUCGAAGUGCAAACUUUAUGUUACCUGUGAACCUUGCAUUAUGUGUGCUUCUGCCCUAUCAAUACUUGGUAUAAAUGAAGUAUAUUAUGGUUGUGCAAAUGAUAAAUUUGGUGGAUGUGGAUCUAUAUUGUCACUUCACUUAGGUAGCCGCGAGGCACAUACAAGUGGUAAUCAGCAAGGAAGGGGAUUUAAAUGCACAGCAGGAAUAAUGGCAUCAGAAGCAGUUGCUCUUUUUCGAAGUUUUUAUGAACAGGGAAAUCCUAAUGCUCCAAAUCCUCACAGGCCCCUUGUUCACAAUCGGGCAGGUCAAUGAAAGGCUGAAAUGAGGUUACUUUUGGUUUUGAUACCGUCUAGUCCAAAUCGACAUUAUCAAUGAUAAAAGCUUUUGAAAGCGGAAAAGGUGUAUGGAUGAAUCCAUUUUUAGCUCUUGUCUCAAACAAUAUCAGUUUGUGAGCUUGAAGAUGUCGAAUGCCGACCUCAACCUCAUUGCCAUACAUUUUGGGAUUAGGAUAUUUCUGCCUCUAACAUUUGAACUGCUAUCUGAACUACUAUUAUUUAUAUUGAUUAAAAUGUUCCCUCGGAUGGUAAUUAAACUCUUCAUCUACUAUGACUUAAUUUUCAGGGUUAACCAAAAGCUAUUCCUCUAAUCAAAUGUCUGCAAAUAUAUUUUGCCAGAAAGUCAAAUUGGUAGGGGGGGAGUUUAGUGAUUGAAAAGCAGAUAUGUUGAUGUGUGAGCCACAGGAGAAGGUUGAAGAGAAAGAAAAGGCUAGAGGAGAGACUUCCACUAUAGUAUGAUAGCAUAAAGUUAGUGGAGGAACUAUUGUAUUGUUGUCCAAUGCUGCUUGGUUGGUUGAUGCACUCUGAGUUUAGUCAAAUAUGGUUGGGAAAUUGACAGGACUUGUCACAAGUCGACCUUAGAACUUGAAUUAGCUUCCAAAGCUCAAAUGAAAAACCAAUAGGAUGAAGGCAGCCAUCGGAGAGGAAAGUUGAUGGAAGUUUGGCCUUUUUGGCCAAGGGGCAAAGCAACAGGCCAUCUGCAAAAGCUUGUCCAUUGUGUGCGUUCUAUGGCUUGGAAACUUGCGGUGGUGCCCUUUGAGGACUGUGAUUCAUUUUCUUCCAUCUGGAAGGUUUGUUUACAUUUUACAUUCUUAUGCAUGUCCUUUGAUUAGCUGUUAUAUUGAAUGGAAAGCAAGACAAGUGUCAGUUUUGUCUAGAGUUUACAAAUGGUUUCGAUUUGAACAAUGUGCUCGAGGUUGGAAUUGCUUCAAUGUUAAGAACACAUUUGAUGAU
This is a messenger RNA of Cucurbita moschata (crookneck pumpkin), 1779 nucleotides long. RefSeq names its product tRNA-specific adenosine deaminase 2-like. Bases 191 to 802 code for a protein of 203 amino acids. NCBI's taxonomy places the organism in Eukaryota, Viridiplantae, Streptophyta, Magnoliopsida, Cucurbitales, Cucurbitaceae. The transcript is spliced from 7 exons. Gene Ontology annotation, molecular function: tRNA-specific adenosine-34 deaminase activity. The record is from RefSeq and is a predicted model, not a curated record. Gene Ontology annotation, biological process: tRNA wobble adenosine to inosine editing.